This is a messenger RNA of Pundamilia nyererei, 4776 nucleotides long. RefSeq names its product La ribonucleoprotein 4B (gene larp4b). The record is from RefSeq and is a predicted model, not a curated record. The coding region runs from base 652 to 2964 and encodes 770 amino acids. NCBI's taxonomy places the organism in Eukaryota, Metazoa, Chordata, Actinopteri, Cichliformes, Cichlidae. Gene Ontology annotation, molecular function: mRNA 3'-UTR binding. Gene Ontology annotation, cellular component: cytoplasmic stress granule; cytosol. Gene Ontology annotation, biological process: positive regulation of translation. The transcript is spliced from 17 exons.
UUUGCGCUGCACACGAAAAGGAAAGGAAACGCCGACUUCUCCAUUCCAAACCCCCCUCUUCUCUCUCUCAUCUUUAGCAGGAGCGAAUGUUUGAUCGAUCGGAAGCUGGAAGACGAGUCACGUUUAUUUCUCACUUUUUAGGCUUCCCCUGAUUGUUUCUGGACUGGCCUCCCUCCCUCAGAGCCUGCUGUUGACCGUGAGGGAUUUUGCUUCCAGACGCCAGUUUUCAUCGACUGCACAAACUUGAUAGGCAGGCAAGCUAGCUAGCUAGCCACCUAGCUAACUUGCUAACUAGCUUGCAGUGUUGUUAAGGGGGACCUCGUUUUCCUUUCUUUUCCCCCCCUUCCCCGUGUCAGUGUUGGAGUGUUUUUGUCAUUGCGCUGUAACUGGCUGUGGGUGCGUCCCCUGACACCUGAAGACUGUUUGCUGGUGAAGUUUGAGCCGGUUGUUCGCAGCUAGCGUGCUCGAUACAGCUUGCUAGCUCGCUAGCUAACACCCUGCGCAUUUAGCCUGGAAGCCAGUUCGAGGCCUCAGUCCAGCACCACCUCCAGCAGCAGCUACCACAGUGUUUGCAGAGCCGUAUAGUGAGAGUUGACAGCUUACUUGGUGACACAGAGACUUCUCCCUGAGGAGCCAAGAAGCAGACGGCUCAUGACUUCUGACCAGGACACGAAAGUUGUAGCUGAACCACAGGUGCAGCAAGUACAAGAGGCAAAAGAGAACUCUCAUUUGGAAUCUGCCAAGGUUUCGGACCUCAACCCCAAUGCGAAAGCAUGGGCCAACCACAUGUUUAGCCUGGACCCCAGCGGGACUGCCGACACCACAACUGCUGCCCUGCAGCCAUGGAAGGAAGGCUGCGAUAGUUCGGCCGAUCCCGGCCCAGAAGGCUAUGAAGCCAGUGAAGACAAGGCUUACAAGGAGCCCCUUCUAACCGACCCAGAUGAGCCUCCACCGGUACCAGUAAUGCUGGCUGAGCCAGCCGCCGUCACUCUGGAGUGCUCCGAGUCAGCCUACACAGAAUACCCCAAGCCUGGGCAGCCAGGGCACACAGGCAGUGAUCCCCAGCCUGACAACCCCCAGGAGGGCUUGAGGGAGCACCUGAAGAAGACCCUGGAGUUCUGUCUUUCCCGGGAGAAUCUGGCCAGUGACAUGUACCUCAUCUCCCAAAUGGACAGUGACCAAUAUGUGCCAAUUGUGACGGUGGCCAACCUGGACCACAUCAAAAAGCUCAGCACGGACGUGGAGCUGAUUGUGGACAUCUUACGAUCUUUGCCAUUGGUCCAGGUGGAUGAGAAGGGGGAAAAGGUGCGACCCAAUCAGAACCGCUGCAUCGUGAUCCUCAGAGAGGUUCCAGAGAGCACGCCCAUAGAGGAGGUCGAGGCUCUUUUUAAGGGGGACAACUUACCCAAGUUUAUCAACUGUGAAUUUGCCUACAAUGACAACUGGUUCAUCACUUUUGAAUCAGAAGCAGAUGCACAGCAGGCAUAUCAAUAUCUCCGUGAGGAAGUGAAGACCUUCCAAGGGAAGCCAAUAAAGGCGAGGAUAAAGGCGAAGGCAAUCGCUAUCAACACUUUCAUACCAAAGAACGGUUACCGGCCGGUGGAGGUGAACCCGUACGCUCAGCAGCGCUACACAUCCUACUACAUCCCACCGGUUUACAGCCCCCAGCAGCAAUUCCCGUUAUACAGCCUCAUCACGCCGCAGGCCUGGUCGGCCACACACAGCUUCAUCGACCCCACGCUGGUUACUCCAUUUCACAACAACCAGUUCAUCAACGGAUUUACAUCUCACAGUUUCAAACCAGCGACGUCGCCCCUCACUGUCAGACACUACUCGCCCAGGAACAGGAAUCACAGCAAACCUCACCUGAGGCCAACCAUCCCCACAGCAGAUCGCAGCACUGGGCUACUGGACAGCCCGAGCCUCUUUGCUAGCUUUCCCAGCGAGAGGCUCAAUGGGGCUCGCAGCAGCCCGCCAACGCGACUCCCCACCAGCCAACCCAGAACCAGGUUACCCUCCACUGCAGCCUUCCCUCGUAGGGACACUGUGGGCACGGGGCGAGUAACGGAGCCCGCAACCACAGACUACUCGCUGGGGAUCGGCCGAGGAAGGAAAAAUGUUUCUGCUUCUAGGAAAAAGAGGGACGAAAAGUUUACAAGAGUGACGCCUCAGUCGCCGCCUCCGCCCCCAAAACCUCCAUCUCCAAGCUUCGAGCUCGGUCUCUCCAGCUUCCCUCCUCUGCCCGGAGCAGCCGGCCAGCUCAAAACUGACGACGUCUUUGACAACCGACUGGCCAGCAGCGUAGUCGUCGGAAACUCCAAGGAACGGAAUGUAAGUGCUGAAUCCAGUAGUGGAGGCACUCUCUCCCCAGCGGGUCCCAAAGAGCCUCUCCGGUCCUCAACGUCCCCGAUGGCCACAACCUUCCAGCCCUCGCCGACCACCCCGACCACGACCCCCGCCUCGACGCUGACCCCUUCCCCUGGCACGCCGCACAGUCCCGCUCCCUCCCUCCCAGUAACGGAGGUGAAGGUGACAGAGGUGAAGCCGAAGGAGGUGCAGCUGUCUGUGGAGCGAGUUCCUGGGACUCUGUCCACUGCAAGCAAAUCGGUGCAAGUCAACGGUGCUGCCACAGAGCAGAGGAAGCCCUCCUACGCCGAGAUCUGCCAGCGGGUGAAGGAUACCCCGACGUUACAGCAACCAACCACCCCUAAGGAAGCUAAGCCAGCCUGCGCCGCCACAGCAGGCGAGGAGAGGAAGUGCCCCGACGCCUCCACGCCUUCAGGGGAGGCCAAGGCCAGAGAGACUUACCACUCCUCGUCCAAACCCAGUUCAACGGGUGCCACCACAGGCAGACCCCCGAAGGAGGUCCGAAGGCCGGGUGGGCGGUGGGCCUCUCCGCCCCCACACCCAGGGAAAACCCCCAACAAAGAUUCCCACCACACCCCACCCAAAUCCCCGCAGUAGGGUGACCUCCUUUCCCUCCCCAAGUCCUCCAACCCCACUACUAUGCUCCACAGAUGCGUUUAAAAAAAAUAAAGGAAAUACAAGUCAGGGCUACUCGAUACUUAUAUCCCAGAAUCACCCGUCACAAACAAGCAUAGAGGACGCCUUCUUUUCUGGAUCAGGGCUUGCAGACAAAAAGCACUUUACUGUGCAUGUAGAGCACCGUUUCUUUUUCUUUAUAUUCUAUUUAUUGUUUUUGGUUUUUCACUUUUAUUUCUCCUUUUCUCUUUUUGCAUUACGUAGUGGUGUCAGCCUGUCAGGUGGCACAGACAACACUGAAAUUUGUUCAUUCUGUCCAAACGGCCUUGUGGGAUUAAAUUAGCCGCGUGUGUGUGUGCGUGUGUGUGUGUGUGUGUGUGUGUGUGUGUGUGUGUGGGAAGCAGCAGGGCAUUGUUGGAAGCCACCCCAAAGGAUGAUGGGAAAGGGUGCAUAAAACAGACUUGUUUGGCUGUCAUAAUGAGGGGUUUGUUUGCAUGUUGAGUGGCAGCAUUGUGCAACUUUAAGUGGCUUAAUUAUGGGUCAUUAUUAGUCCUUUUGUUUUUAAAUACAUAUUCACAUCCAUAUGCAACUCAACAUCACAAGAAGACUUGGAUCCUUUGGUUUACAUAGAAUUUUUUGCAGGUUUGUUUACACUAGGUGGCUUUUAUGUCUUUUUGGGGUUUUUUGCAAACCGUAGUUGGCUGUUGGUACAGUAAUUGGUCAUCCUCCCCUCGGCGUCUUCUUCCUCUGAUCCUGUUCUUAAAGGAUCACCCCUCCUGCUGUUAUUCCCUCUCUGUUUUGCUAACAUGCUAACUCGCCAUAGUGUGCGUCUGUGGCUUAACGUGGGGUCAGCGCUGUUUUGUUUUUUUUAGUAUCACACAGGAAGGGCACAUGACUUUCUCUAAAAUGAGGCAUCUUGUUGUAACAGUGAAAGUAGGUGAGGUGUUGCUCACACUGCAUAUGAGUCAGCAGACAUUUAACUAGUCAGGAAGCUAAAUUCUCUCCCCGCUUUUCAUUUCCUGUCAAACUGUUGAUCAUUAUUGUGGAAGGAAGGAAGAUGCAGGGCAGGUUUUAGGCUGACAAACUUAAAAAUCGAGCGGUGACGAGGAAGCCGCUUCUUCCCAUCUGAAAGGGUUUUGUUUAUUCUGGAGGCGAGGGAACGCUGGCAAGCAGGAAGGAGGAAAUUAACACUAGCUGCCAGCUAUCAGCUCAGUAAACACGUCUGUUUACAGGCGCCGAACGGAGGGUUUUUUGGUUUUUGUUUAAUUUUCUGGAAAUCUGCUGAGACAGAGUGACUCAUCAGGAGGCUGAGAUGUGUGUGAGUUUCCUGCCAUAAAAUGGGACAAGUCCAGAGUUCAGUGUGGCGAUUUGAUCCAGUGGGAAGUUUCCUGUUCAAACUGUUCAAACCUCCUUUCAAACGGUGGCAUGUUUGUAGUUCUUUCUCCUACUUAUGGUGCUAGAUAUCAAAACCUGGAAUCUGUUACUACAACUCCUCUGAUACUGUAAGUAGAAAUACUUGAUUUACAUCUGCAGACGUUUAAUUGCACUGUUGUUGUUUUCUCAGACUCUCGCAAGCAAAUUCAUGUGAUUAAUCCUACCUAAAGUGAAAAAAGGGACUAACUUUGUUUUGUUUUUUGGGGAGGAAGUUGGGGAAUAACACACACAGUUCAGUUUUCCAGGAGGGAAGUUGACGAACACCCUGCUGCAUCAUCUCCAUUGACACAAUCACUGAAGCUUUUUUGUCUUGUCGGUCAUGUUGAAGCAUCUGUGCAGCAUUAAAUUUUUGAAGACUGA